AGGGAAAAUGUAUUUUCUUGUUCUCGAUGAUGUUUGGAAUGAAGAUCGUGAAAAAUGGGAAAAAUUGAAGACUGGUUUGUCAGCACUUGAUUCUGCUCGGGGCAGAAUUAUUGUCACUACCUCUAGUGCCCAAGUUGCAUCUAUUACAGGAACACUUAAGAGGUGUGAUUUGAGAUGUCUAUCAGAAGAUGAAUGUUGGUCCAUAUUGAAGCAUAAAGCAGGUAUUGAUGAUAGUGCUCCAAUGUCUCCAGAUCUUGAGAAGAUUGGAAGGGAGAUUGUGAAAAGGUGUGGGGGUGUACCACUAGUUGCACAGGUUUUCGGGAGCAGGAUGCAUAAUAAAACUAAAGAGGAAUGGUUGUCAAUUCAAAAAACAAGAACUUGGGAUUUACCAGGAGGGGAAAGAAUCUUGUCGGAUUUGAAGUUGAGUUUUGAUAAUUUGAAAUCACCUUUUCUGAAACAAUGUUUUGCUUAUUGCUCAAUGUUCAAAAAAGAUUUUGAAAUUGAAAAAGAUAACCUGAUCCAACUGUGGAUGGCUCAAGGACUGCCGUUUCACCAUUCUCCCAACAGAAGUGAUCAAGAGAUAGAGGACAUAGGCAAUGAAUAUUUUAAUACUUUGUGGGAAAAUUGCUUAUUCCAUGAUGCUACGAAGGAUGAUUGUGGUACCAUUACCAAAUGCAAGAUGCACGAUGUUGUGCAUGAUUUUGCAGAGCUUGUAGCCAUAUCUGAAAGCUUGACAUGGGAUUCUAAUAUUGAUGAGAUGGAUGGGAAACGAACAAUUAGACAUGUUGCAGGAGUUACUACUUCAGUAUUUGAAAAAACUCCAGAGAAAUUGCGCUCGCUGUUUUCGAAUGAUGCUGUCCCUAGUGAGAUGUUACCAAAGUUUACAGCUUUACGUGUCUUGAAUUUAUAUCAGGCUGAUAUUGAGGAGUUGCCAAGUUCAAUAGGCAAGCUGAAGCAGUUGAGGUAUUUAAACGUUUCUAGAACAGAAAUCAAAGCACUUCCCACAACUAUCGGCAUGCUCCAUAACCUACAGACGUUAAGAAUGCAGAAGUGUAAAAAGCUUAAAGUGUUUCCAAAGGAAGUACAAGAUUUGGUCAACUUAAGGCACAUUUAUUUUGAUCCUGUCCAAGAAAAGAGACAUAUUAAUUUUGGUUGGUACAGGGAACUUCCAGUAGGGAUUGGGAAAUUGACUAACCUCCGGACAAUACCUUGCUUUAUUGUGGGUCUAGGUCAUGGAAUUGAGGAGUUGGCUCUCUUAAACAAAUUGAAAGGGAUACUGACUAUUUAUGAUAUGGAACAUGUGAGUGCUAGAGGAGAAGCGAAGAAAGCAAAUUUAGUGGAGAAGAGAAACAUAUUCAAGUUAACACUUGUAUGGAGCGAGGAAAGGAAGCGGAUCAACAACAACGAUGAUGAUAUACUACAAGGCCUCGAACUACCCUCUAAUUUGGAAACUUUAGAGAUUCACAAUUUCAUGGGUGCUAAAUUUUCCUCAUGGAUGCCACAGGUGCCACUCCAGAGCUUGAAAAAGAUUCGGUUACUUCGGUGCAACGCAUGUGAAGAAGUCCCAAUAUUUGGUCAUCUGCCUAAUCUUACACAUGUUGAGAUUGAUACGAUGAGUAAUCUAAAAACUGUGGGAAAGUUUUAUGGCUAUGUUGGCGAUGCAGGAGUUUCCACAAGUGAGGAGACGAAGACUUUGUUUCCAGCAUUGAAAACAUUAAGAAUUUGUACAACCCCCAAUCUGAUCAAAUGGAUGGAACCAUCGGAAAUGCCAAAUGGAAAAAUAGUGGUGUUUCCUUUCCUUGAGGAGUUGACUCUCUCAGAGUGUCCUCAAUUGAAAGAUGUUCCAAAUCAUUUUCCAACCCUCUGUCAAUUGGAGAUUAGUAUUUGUCAUGAAUUGUCAAGUCUACAGAGUGUGCUAGACAAGUGUACCUCUCUUCAGGAUUUGGAAAUAAGCAGUUGUGAUGGUCUAAUAUCCAUGUCAAUACAGAGUCUGAGAUCCCUCCGGAAAUUGGUGAUUAGUUUCUGUGGUGGAUUGACAUCAGUGGGUCCACAGAGAGGACUGGAGUUUUAUUCCCCAGUCUCUCUUGAGGAGUUGUCUAUAAAGUGGUGCAGACGUCUGGAAAUGUGA
Molecule: messenger RNA, 2128 nt
Organism: Prunus avium (sweet cherry)
Lineage: Eukaryota; Viridiplantae; Streptophyta; Magnoliopsida; Rosales; Rosaceae
Source: RefSeq, a predicted model, not a curated record